This is a messenger RNA of Jaculus jaculus (lesser Egyptian jerboa), 1419 nucleotides long. It is a transcript of the gene Ppic, whose product is annotated as peptidylprolyl isomerase C. The coding region runs from base 40 to 678 and encodes 212 amino acids. Lineage: Eukaryota; Metazoa; Chordata; Mammalia; Rodentia; Dipodidae. Gene Ontology annotation, biological process: protein peptidyl-prolyl isomerization; protein folding. Gene Ontology annotation, cellular component: intracellular membrane-bounded organelle. The record is from RefSeq and is a predicted model, not a curated record. The transcript has 5 exons. Gene Ontology annotation, molecular function: peptidyl-prolyl cis-trans isomerase activity.
CCGGCUAGCGCGGUGCCACCGCCGCCUGCAGCGCUCGGCAUGGCCCGCGGUCCCCGUCUGCUGCUGCGGCUCGUGCUGUGCCUGGGGCUCGGCGCGCUCGCGUCUUCCUCGGGGUCGGCGGGCGUCCGCAAGCGAGGCCCCUCGGUGACGGCCAAGGUCUUCUUUGAUGUGAAGAUAGGAGACAAUGAAGUGGGCAGAAUUGUGAUUGGCCUCUUCGGAAAAGUUGUGCCCAAGACUGUGGAAAAUUUUAUCGCUCUGGCAACGGGAGAGAAAGGAUAUGGCUAUAAAGGAAGCACCUUCCACCGCGUCAUCAAGGACUUCAUGAUCCAAGGAGGGGACUUCACCGCUGGAGACGGCACAGGCGGUGUGAGCAUUUAUGGCGAGACGUUUCCUGACGAGAACUUCCGACUGCAGCAUUAUGGCAUUGGGUGGGUGAGCAUGGCCAACGCCGGGCCUGACACCAACGGCUCCCAGUUCUUCAUCACCUUGACCAAACCCACCUGGCUCGACGGGAAGCACGUUGUGUUUGGAAAAGUCCUCGAUGGGAUGUCAGUGGUCCACUCCAUAGAGCUCCAAGCAACCGACGGCCACGACCGCCCGCUCACGGACUGCGUGAUCAUCAACAGUGGCAAGAUAGAUGUGAAGAGCCCCUUUGUGGUUGAGGUUGAUGGCUGGUGACAGCGAGGACAGAGCGCGGGUCACGCACCCCGGCUGCGCGCGUACACACGUGUGAGCCGGCUGUCAUCGGCUGUCUUUUCACCAAAGGUUUUGCCUUUUUUUUUUUUCCUAAUAGCUUUUAAUUUCCUAGUACACUCCCAGGAAAGAUUUAAAAAUCAACCAUCUCAACUGGGCAUGAUGGCAUAAUACCCCUCUAAACCUAGGACUUGGAAGGUAAAGACAGGAGGAUCAGGAGUUCCUGGCCAGCCUCGUCUACAUAGCAAAUUUGAGGCCAACCUGGGCUACAUGAGACUGUAUUUCAAAGACCACCACCAACAACAAAAUCAACCGCUGCAGCUUUAGCGUGCACUAAUUUUGAUAAAUCACCUGUUUGGACACUUUAAAUUGAAAAGACUCAUCCUGUUCUUCCAAUGGUGCUAUGUUUGAAUUAGAAGACUUUAUGUCGGGCUAUUUAUUUUUAAGAACACAGUCAUUUAUCUGUUUGUUUUUGUUAAAUUCAUUGCCAUCUCUAUGUUGGGUGAUACUUGUUUGAAAAGGAUGAAAUCAUGAAGUUAUUCUGUAUUCAAACAAUUCUUUUCGGGUAAAGGGACAUCUGAUUCCUAUAAUCUGUUCUAUGUCGUAGGCUUCUUUUGCCUGAUAAAAGGUGCUUUGAUUUUCUCUAUGUUAAAUACAUUUUUAUAUGAGUCAACUCUUUUUGCAAGACUUCUUUUACACAUUAAAGUUCUUUAGAAAAAAUGUCAA